This is a messenger RNA of Fonsecaea multimorphosa CBS 102226, 2751 nucleotides long. RefSeq lists its product as uncharacterized. The record is from RefSeq and is a predicted model, not a curated record. The coding region runs from base 1 to 2751 and encodes 916 amino acids. Gene Ontology annotation, cellular component: early endosome; membrane; Golgi apparatus. Gene Ontology annotation, biological process: transmembrane transport; chloride transport. The transcript has a single exon. NCBI's taxonomy places the organism in Eukaryota, Fungi, Ascomycota, Eurotiomycetes, Chaetothyriales, Herpotrichiellaceae. Gene Ontology annotation, molecular function: voltage-gated chloride channel activity.
AUGCCCAAGUCUUUUGUCUCUUUUCAGGACCCCGAUGAGGCCGACCACUAUUCCUCCCGCCCUGCAACCACGCCGUCCUCCCCUGAAACCCUGCGCAGGACGAAUACUUCCAUGUCUGCGAGCGAAAUAAGAGGCCGUUUACCACCUUCCCUCAUCAUGACUCCAAGAUCAACAGAGCAGAGCGCCCUUUUGGAGGGAGACCACCGCUCUGCCCGCAAGUAUACCGAGAGCAUGCCCGAGUCACCAAAGUCAAGACAGCUGUCGAGGGUAAACAGUACAAGUGACAGUCUACGCAGGCGGAGAUAUUACAGUGCUCGACCCUCUGGAAAUACCAGUCCUGUCUGGAUGCGGAACUCUGGUCUCCGUACGCCGAAGCUAUCCUCGUCCAUGCUGGCAGGCUCCUUGUCCAAAGAUGAUCGGCUGUGGUAUGAUCAAUUCACUUCGACCGACUGGGUGCACGACAGUAUUGCAGAUGGAUACCGUGUCCUGGACAUGAAAAAGCGAAGAGGUUGGCGAGGACGCCUGGCGUUGCUUCUCGACUCAGCUCAGGGUUGGGUUCUCGUGGCUCUGAUCGGCGUGGCUACGGCGGGGAUUGCUUACUUUGUCGACGUGACCGAGUCGGCCAUUUUUGAUAUCAAGCGUGGCUUCUGUCGAGGCGCCUGGUAUCUGGGUCGGACAAACUGCUGUGCUGGCAAAAAAAACUGUGACAGAUGGAGGACCUGGUCCAAACUCAUUCACCCCUCCGGUAUGGACGACAUCUACAUCGACUACGUGGCAUUCGUCAUCGGAUCCAUGGUUCUCGCCGCGCUGGCAUGCUUCAUCACUCUCUAUUCCAAGACAGUCGUACCUUCACACAUUGCCUCUACUUUUGACGAGAAUCUGGGAGCGGUCAAGCAGAACGUGAAUGAUGAUGCCGAUGAGGACAAGUCAGGAGGUGCUCAGCUGCUGCCAACACAAGAUCCCCCGCCUCCAAACGUGUACUACUCGGCCGCUGGAAGUGGUGUUGCCGAAGUCAAGGUCAUUUUGAGUGGCUUUGUUCUCCACGGAUAUCUUGGCCUGCGAGUUUUGGUCCUGAAGACCAUCGCUCUGAUUCUGAGCGUGGCGUCAGGGAUGAGCCUGGGCAAAGAAGGUCCUUAUGUCCAUAUUGCAACAUGCGUGGGCAAUAUUGCUUGCAGGUUGUUCUCCAAGUACAACCUCAAUGACGGUAAGAGAAGGGAGGUCUUAUCCGCCAGCGCUGCCGCUGGGGUGGCCGUCGCUUUUGGUUCACCCCUGGGUGGAGUCCUUUUCAGCCUGGAGGAAGUCAGCUAUUAUUUUCCGUCCAAGACACUGUUCCGAACAUUCUUUUGUUGCAUCGUGGCCGCAUUGUCCCUCAAGUUUCUCAAUCCCUACGGGACGUCCAAAAUUGUCUUGUUUGAAGUCCGUUACACCACCGACUGGCGUUUCUUCGAGCUUUUCAUAUUCAUCUUGCUCGGCGUUGCAGGCGGGCUGGCUGGUGCGCUCUUUAUCAAAGCGUCUAGAUUCUGGGCUACCACAUUCCGGCGCAUCAAAAUCAUCAAGACAUAUCCAAUGCUGGAAGUUCUUCUUGUGGCACUUGUCACUGGCCUCAUCAGCUUCUGGAACCGGUACACCCGACUAGCAGUCACAGAGCUGCUUUUCGAGCUGGCGAGUCCAUGCCAGAAGCAUUCGUCGACGGGUCUCUGUCCUAAAACAGAGGAUGAAAUGCUCAGGGUUAUUGGCUACCUGAGCAUGGCAUUCGUCGUCAAGGCCUUUCUGACGACCAUUACCUUUGGGAUCAAGGUGCCGGCCGGCAUUUACGUACCGUCAAUGGUGGUUGGUGGUCUGAUGGGGCGCAUAGUCGGCCACUUGACCCAGUAUGUUGUUGUCAAGCUGCCAAAUUUCUUCUUGUGGUCGCACUGUCGGGAUGCCGGCAACAUCGAAGCAUGUGUCACGCCUGGAGUAUAUGCCUUGGUGGCGGCGGGUGCUACCAUGUGCGGCGUCACACGUCUCUCUGUCACCUUGGCGGUCAUCCUGUUUGAACUGACAGGAAGCCUUGACCAUGUGCUACCCUUCUCUCUGGGCGUCCUCUGUGCCAAAUGGACCGCCGACGCCGUCGAGCCCCUGAGCAUAUAUGACCUUCUCACCGACAUGAAUUCGUAUCCAUUUCUAGAUAACAGGAGCACGCCGGUCUUCGACUCGGAACUCGGAGACAUCACGCCCCGGUUCCGAAGGGACAAAGUGAUUGACAUCACAAUAUCCCCUCUUGUCAAGGCCAGUGAUUUGCGAGCCAAACUCCGCCGCCUACAAAAUCUGGGCGAACUCGACGGCGGUCUGCCUAUCCUCCGAGACAAGAAGUUGGUCGGGCUGAUCCCGGCCCCAGACUUGGAGUUCGCUCUGGACAGGGUAGAGGAUGAGGAUAACGCCUUUUGCUUACUCUCCACCGGGGAUCAUGCGCACAAUACGCAUCGCCGUUACUGGGAAGCGUUUGAGGAGGCUGGCUACGAUUCCGGAAGGGACGACUCUGACGAUCAGGACUCGCCGGCCAGCAAUCCGACCGAUUUGACUCCUUAUAUCGACCCUGCACCGGUGGCGUUGGACAUGCAUUCGCCAAUGGAUCUUGUGUAUCAAUGCUUUGUCAAGUUGGGUUUGAGGUACAUUUGCGUGUUGAAUGAGGGUGAAUACAGAGGAAUGGUGCAUAAGAAGGCGUUUGUGAGGUAUAUCAAGACCCUGGAGCACGCGGGAGGUCGUCAUUGA